This is a messenger RNA of Suillus plorans, 384 nucleotides long. RefSeq lists its product as uncharacterized. The record is from RefSeq and is a predicted model, not a curated record. Bases 1 to 384 code for a protein of 127 amino acids. The transcript is spliced from 3 exons. NCBI's taxonomy places the organism in Eukaryota, Fungi, Basidiomycota, Agaricomycetes, Boletales, Suillaceae.
AUGCCUGUCCGCUGGUCAUCAACCUAUGUUAUGCUCAACCGUGUGGAGAAGAUGAAACCUCAUGCUGAUAAUGUACAGCAGAGUUUCUCGUCUGAUAAAGGCUCAACCCUUCAGCUUGCAUUGCCAGCUCUCAAAGCCUUGCAUAAGGCUUGGAUGUCUCAUUCUGAGAGUUCAAAGUAUGAGCCCUUUCAUACAGCCUUGAAUGCAGCUGUUGAAAAGAUCUGUGGGUACUAUGAGCGAACUGCAGACAAUGAUGCAUAUAUCAUGGCUAUGUUGCUUGACCCAUCACAGAAGGACUCACAUAUUAAGCACUUCUGGGGUAAAGAAACACAUAUUGAUGCUCUCCGUGAGGCUGAGAGAAUGGUGAGUUUGUCUUCUUGUUGA